Messenger RNA from Cyprinus carpio (common carp), 1058 nucleotides. Its product is annotated as beta-crystallin B1-like. Gene Ontology annotation, molecular function: structural constituent of eye lens. NCBI's taxonomy places the organism in Eukaryota, Metazoa, Chordata, Actinopteri, Cypriniformes, Cyprinidae. The record is from RefSeq and is a predicted model, not a curated record. Gene Ontology annotation, biological process: lens development in camera-type eye; visual perception.
CUGUGGGCCUAAUCCCCCCAUGCUGGGCGCCAGCCUAUAAAAGGGACGCAUGUUUGCUUUCAAUACACACGCUGACGCGCUGAUUGAGACAGAGAGCGGCUACUGACUAACACACAGUCAUCAUGUCCACUGGUGGAGAGAAGUCCAAGCCUGCCUCCCAGCCUGAUGGGAAGGCUGCUCAAAUUCAGAAGAGAACCGAGAUGGGCGUGGGAAACUACAAGAUGUAUGUGUAUGAUCAGGAGAACUUUCAGGGCCGUAUGAUCGAGAUCUCCAAUGAGUGCAUGAACGUGUGUGAAAUGGGCAUGGAUAGAGUGCGUUCCCUCCGUGUGGAGUGCGGCCCUUGGGUGGGUUGGGAGCAGAUGAACUUCUGCGGAGAGAUGUACAUCUUGGAGAAGGGUGAGUACCCCCGCUGGGACUGCUGGAGCAACUGCCACAGGAAUGACUACCUGCUGUCCUUCAGACCUGUCAGAAUGGACCCAGAAAAGCAUAAGAUCUGUCUUUAUGAAGUUGGUGAAUUCAAGGGUCGUAAGAUGGAGAUUAUCGAUGACGAUGUUCCCAGUAUGUACACCUUCGGCUUUACCGACCGUGUCGGCAGCAUCAUGGUCAGCUGUGGCACUUGGGUGGGCUACCAGUAUCCUGGUUACCGUGGCAGCCAGUACCUGCUGGAGAAGGGCGACUACCGUCACUUCAAUGAGUAUGGUGCUCGUCAUCCCCAGUUUCAGUCCGUCAGGCGCAUCCGUGACAUGCAGUGGCACCCAGAUGGCUGCUACACUAUGGCCACCAAGUGAGGGCUAGGGAGGACGAGAAAGAGAGGAAACAGGGGAGAGAGAAGGAGAGGAGAAGAUGAAGGAGGGGGUGGGGGGAGGGCCAAGAAGGAGAGGAGGAGUGCACCACCCGUAUGAGUCAUUCUGGGAAGGGAAAAAAGGAGAGAGGGAUGGAGGUCAGUCAGGUAUAGACAGCAGCUUGGCAGACAAAAUGUCACAAUAGAAAAUGUGGCUGUUGAUAUCAGAUGAAAGCAUGGUUUUUUCCCCACCCCUCUUUAUUCUCUCUACUCUUCA